Molecule: messenger RNA, 1625 nt
Organism: Stomoxys calcitrans (stable fly)
Lineage: Eukaryota; Metazoa; Arthropoda; Insecta; Diptera; Muscidae
Gene: ND-39
Product: NADH dehydrogenase [ubiquinone] 1 alpha subcomplex subunit 9, mitochondrial
Exons: 4
Coding region: 118-1356 (412 amino acids)
Cellular component (GO): mitochondrion
Molecular function (GO): protein-containing complex binding
Source: RefSeq, a predicted model, not a curated record
UCAAUUUGAUAUUACUGUCAUCCUGGCCCGUCACAGAGGUUUUCCAGGGUCGAUAAAUAAAAUCUUCGGUAAAAAGAUUCCAUAUUUUUGGGCGAAGCGUAGCUUAUUCUAGUUAAAAUGGCCUCGCUUAUCUUAACGAGGAAUGUCCAGAUGGCAAAACAACAUGCCAAUGGCGCAUUGGGAGUGUUGUGUUUGCGAACGGCCAACUAUUCUAGUGACAGUCCACGUCCAUUGAAAACCACCAACUUGGGUGCAAUGAAGCGCGGUACCGGUGGAAGGAGCAGUUUCAAUGGUAUUGUGGCCACAGUUUUCGGUUGUACUGGCUUUCUGGGACGUUAUGUGUGUAAUAAAUUGGGCAAAUCGGGCACACAGAUGAUUUUGCCUUAUCGUGGUGAAGAUUCUGAAGCUAUCCGCUUAAAAGUGUGCGGUGAUUUGGGUCAAGUAUUGUUUCAAUUCUAUCAUUUGGAGGAUGAAGAGGCCAUCCGCAAAGCUGUUAAAUACUCUAAUGUAGUUAUCAAUCUUGUGGGUAGGGAAUACGAAACCAAAAAUUUCAAAUUCAAUGAUGUCCAUGUCGACGGAGCACGUCGUAUUGCACGUAUCUGCCGAGAAAUGGGAGUCGAUCGUUUGAUCCAUGUCUCCGCUCUGAAUGCUGAACCAAACCCAAAGGGUCAUGUUAUUGAAGGCGGCAGCAACUUCUUGCGCAGCAAAUAUUGGGGCGAACAAGCUGUGCGUGAAGAGUUUCCAGGCGCUACCAUAAUUAGACCCUCGGACAUUUAUGGUUCAGAGGAUCGUUUCUUGCGUUAUUACGCUCAUAUAUGGCGUCGCCAAUUCCGAUCAGUACCAUUGUGGCAUAAAGGUGAACGUACAGUCAAACAGCCCGUCUAUGUUUCAGAUGUGGCUCAAGCUAUUGUUAACUGUGCCAAGGAUCCAGAAACAGCUGGCCAAGUUUACCAAGCCGUUGGUCCCAAACGUUAUCAAUUGAGCGAAUUGGUGGACUGGUUCCAUCGCAUUAUGCGUAAGGAUGCUGAAUGGUGGGGAUACCAACGCUACGACAUGCGUUUCGAUCCAACAUUUGUGUUGAAAACCAAACUUACAGAAAUGAUUUGUCCUGGUUCACCUGUUGGUGGUCUGCAUUUGGAACGCGUAGAACUUGAAUGUGUGACCGACAAGGUACUGCAAAACGUACCUACAUUGGAGGAUUUGGGUGUGCAAUUGACACCUAUGGAAAAUCAAGUACCAUGGGAAUUGCGUCCAUACCGUGCUGCUUUGUACUACGAUGCAGAUCUUAACGAAUUCGAAAAACCUGCACUCCCAAAAACCAUUACACCACGCGAGGAACAAAGAAUUGAUGCAUAAAACAAUCCAUCACGCCACCAUGACACAGAGGCGACUGUAUCUACUCGUCGUUUAAAAGGAAAGCGUUUGCGUCUCCGUGAAUUACUUUUUUUCGUUUUGGUGGUGCGUUCGCUGUGGUAUGGUAUUUUUAGUGAAGAAUAUUUUAAUGAAAUUGAGAACAUAUUCCAAAACAAUGGAUUGGAAAAAUUACACAAGCCGUAACAAAAAACUUAACCAAUGUUAAAAAAAGUUAAAAUAAAUAGAAAAUGAGUGCAACACUUCAUACUUUA